Messenger RNA from Hypoxylon fragiforme, 1170 nucleotides. RefSeq names its product alpha-ketoacid dehydrogenase kinase. Gene Ontology annotation, cellular component: mitochondrion. Gene Ontology annotation, molecular function: pyruvate dehydrogenase (acetyl-transferring) kinase activity. The record is from RefSeq and is a predicted model, not a curated record. Lineage: Eukaryota; Fungi; Ascomycota; Sordariomycetes; Xylariales; Hypoxylaceae. The coding region runs from base 1 to 1170 and encodes 389 amino acids. Gene Ontology annotation, biological process: protein phosphorylation; regulation of glucose metabolic process. The transcript has 2 exons.
AUGGUGUUUGGCCGAUCACUGACUGAAGGACGGCUGAUCAGCUCUGCGAACUAUGUACGGACCGAGCUGCCCACGCGGAUCGCCCACCGCAUUCGCGAUAUGCAGCGCUUGCCCUACGUCGUCGUCACGAACCCGCAUAUCAGCGAUGUGUACGAGCUCUACUAUACCGCCUUCGACACCUUUCGGCGCAUUAAGGAGGUCAAGACCCUCGAGGACAAUGAACACCUAUGCAAGGAAAUAUCCAAGAUGCUGCGCGCCCAUUUAACCGUAAUCCCCAAGCUAGCUAUGGGCAUACUAGAAUCUAGCGGAUUGAUGCCUGCUGCCGAGCUUGACCAUUUCAUGAAUACCAUACUACGAUCCCGAAUAUCACGUAGGGUCAUCGCAGAACAACACCUAGCUCUAACCGAAACCUUUAACUCCCAUUGGUUCUCGCCGGGGGCCAAGCUCUCCGAAUCCGAGUUCAUUGGCGAGGUCUUCAUCAAGUGCAUGGCCAAGGACGUCAUCGAGCACUGCGCCAAAGCGAUCCGCGAACUUGCACAAUCUGCCAAUGGCCCCGACGCUAAGGUCCCUAAGAUUAACAUCAACGGCCACCUAGACGCCUCCUUCCCCUACAUCCUAAGCCACCUGGAGUACAUCAUCGGGGAGCUCCUACGCAACUCAGUCCAGGCCGUCAUCGAAAAGCACCAGGCAAACUGCAAGGACAACGACUCGGAGCCGCCCCCCAUCGAGAUCACCGUCUGCGAAGCGCAACAGCACGUCAUCAUCCGCAUCUCAGACCGAGGCGGCGGCAUCCCGCGCGACGUCCUACCGUACCUGUGGUCCUACGGCAAAGGCCCCCUCAAGAACCAGCGCCUCGAGAACCUCGGCCAAGUCCCCCUCAUGGCCGCCACGCUACAGGAGCUCCGCGUCGACGACAAGAAGAAGCACCUAGCCGGGCUCCAGGACGAGCGGACCGGCCACGACAGCUCCCUCUCCUCUUUGUCUACCCGCCCGCCCAACCUACGGCUCGGCAUGGGCCUGCCCCUGAGCAGAGUGUACGCCGAGUACUGGGCUGGAAGCCUGGAGCUGCACAGCCUCGAGGGGUACGGCGUGGACGCCUUCCUGCAGAUCUCCAAGCUGGGGAAUAAGAACGAACAGUUGGCCACGAGAGCAGCGAUGGAUGCCGUCUAG